AGCCGCAGCCCCCCGGUCACGUGACCGAGCUUCCUCCUCCACUGCCCAAGUAGUCGGAAGUUUUUGAGCGCAGCUGCUACUCCGCGUUGCACUCGAGUCCUGCCGCGAUGGAGGACUUCAGACGUUUCGCCGUGGCUCUGUCCGCCGCCGCCUUCUUCGGGGUCGCGUCCAUAGUGUUCGUGGGCGUGUGGGUGAGUCACUACAGAGAAGGGGUCGCCUGGGAUGGAGGACCGGGGGAGUUCAACUGGCAUCCGGUCUUGGUGGUCAGCGGCUUUAUUUUCCUCCAGGGAUUGGCCAUCGUUGUCUACAGAAUCCCGUGGACUUGGAGGUUCAACAAACUCACGAUGAAGUUCGUUCACGCAGGCUUGCACUUACUCGCCUUCAUCUUUGCUGUCAUAGCUAUGGCGGCCGUUUUUGAUUUCCACAAUGCUGCCGGAAUCCCCAACAUGUACAGCUUGCACAGCUGGUUGGGCCUGGUAGCUUUGACACUGUUCUGCCUACAGCUUGUUCUUGGAGUUGGCAUCUACUUGAUACCAGUUACACCUGCAUUCUGGCGAGCAGCGUUCAUGCCCCUCCAUGUCUACUCUGGCCUUUUACUCUUUGGCAGUGUGAUAGCUGUAGCGCUCAUGGGCAUCACAGAGAAACUCAUUUUUGGCCUGGGUAAUCCGAAGUACAAGGACUCUCCCCCAGAGGCCACUUUUGUGAAUGUUCUGGGAGUCCUCUUAGUGGUUUUUGGAGCUCUCAUCGUCUGGAUUGCCACUCGGCCGGCUUGGAAACGCCCCAGUGACCAGGUCCAGCAUACUCUGCACACCGAAGGGGGAGGGGUCGAGGAGAGCAAAGUUGGUCCAGUCUUGUCUGAGCUUUCUGAUGGAGCGGAUGCAGAGCCGUGGGGGGAUGUCAGGAGGAGGAGUGGCAAAUUGGACGAUCAGGAUAACUGAUUACAACGGGACAGGCUCAGAGCUGAGACUGUAUGUACACACAAUCUACUGUAGUCAGAGGUAAACAUUAGGUAAAUUAUUUAUGCUGAUCGUUCUUUAUACAACUUUAUCAUGUGCUGCUUGAGGUAUGUUUUUGAUUUUAUUUUGUAUUAUUUUUCUGUGAAAGGUAUUGUAAGCACAUGCCAAUGCUGCUGAAAUACUUCAUCGUAAUAUUCAUGUUCAAUUCUCUAUAUUGACAUACACUGCAAAUAUUUAGAAUGUUUGGAUAUUCCUAAUACCUUUGUAUUGUGAUAUCUGGAUUUUUGCACAGCACCUAUAUUUUACAAUAAAUAUUUGCUAAAUCUAAAUAAACAGGUGGCCAAAAUGACUUGGCCCGGAUCCAGCUUAAGCUCGGCACGUACCGCCGCUUUUCAUAAUAAAAUACUUUUCACAAACGUUUAAAAUCAUAAAAGAACAAUAAAAAGAGCACACAAUCACACAAUAAA
Pungitius pungitius (ninespine stickleback) is the source of this 1423-nucleotide messenger RNA. Its product is annotated as plasma membrane ascorbate-dependent reductase CYBRD1-like. NCBI's taxonomy places the organism in Eukaryota, Metazoa, Chordata, Actinopteri, Perciformes, Gasterosteidae. The record is from RefSeq and is a predicted model, not a curated record. Gene Ontology annotation, molecular function: oxidoreductase activity. The transcript has 4 exons. Gene Ontology annotation, cellular component: lysosomal membrane. The coding region runs from base 108 to 938 and encodes 276 amino acids.